AAGAAUGAAAGUGAUAAUGAAGUGACUGUUAGGACAAGGAGUGGACAACUGAGUGGCCGGGCGUUGGAUGUGUUCGGACAGACGGUCUACGCGUUCGUCGGCGUUCCGUACGCCAGUCCACCGUUGGGUGAACUCAGGUUUUCGUCGCCACAGCCCGUGAAACGAUGGCCAGGAGUGCGAUCGGCCACACAAUUCACGCCAAUGUGUCCGCAAGUGAUUAUUCCCAAAACACUUGUGGACAUGAAUUAUAUCAGCGAAAACAUAUCGGAAGACUGUCUGAGUCUUAAUAUAUGGACGCCUGAAAUACGGCCCAAGAAGUUGAGGACAGUUAUGGUUUGGAUACACGGCGGAGGCUUUCUGUACAACUCGGCUAAUAUUCAUGAGAAAGACGGACGCGUUUUGGCUAAUUAUGGCGAUGUUGUGGUCGUUACCAUCAAUUACAGAGGAGGCGCCCGGAAAUAUGGGUAUAUAUGA
Molecule: messenger RNA, 474 nt
Organism: Medioppia subpectinata
Lineage: Eukaryota; Metazoa; Arthropoda; Arachnida; Sarcoptiformes; Oppiidae
Source: the annotation of a GenBank genome assembly